CCUAUUGUUGCAUUGCAUAUUAAAUUUCAGUUCAAUCAUAAAAUCUUUCAUUAAAUACAAAUUGUCAAUACAUAUACUAUAUAUUAAUUUUAUAUUAUACUAACAUAUAGUUUUUUGACUAUAAUUAAUCUUACAAUAAAGUCUUUUUCUUCAAACUCUCACAUGAGAGCUAAGGAUCCAAAUAAUCAUGAAUAAAGGGAGUUUAGAACCCAAUCUAAAACUCACUGUUCCUUCAUCUAAUCAAGCUUCUUUUGCAAAGUUCUUGACACAAAGUGGUACUUUUAAAGAAGGGAACUUGCUUGUUAAUAAAGAUGGAGUUAGAAUUGUCUCUGAGAGUGAAGAUGAAGCUCAACCACCAAUCAAACCAGUUAACAAUCAAAUAAGCUUAGCAGAGAUUGAUACAAUCAAAGUGAUUGGAAAAGGAAAUGGAGGGAUAGUCCAACUGGUGCAACACAAAUGGACUAAUCAAUUUUUUGCAUUGAAGCAAAUUCAAAUGAAUCUUGAAGAAUCUACAUGCAGGCGAAUAGCGCAAGAGCUAAAAAUCAAUCAAUCAUCACAAUGUCCUCAUGUUGUUGUUUGCUACCAAACAAUCUAUUAUAAUGGCACCAUAUCAAUCAUCUUAGAGUAUAUGGAUGGAGGGUCCUUAGAUGAUCUUCUUAACAAAGUUAAAACAAUUCCAGAACCAUUUCUUGCUGCCAUUUGUAAGCAGGUGUUGAAGGGUUUGAUGUAUCUUCACCAUGAGAAACACAUUAUUCAUAGGGACUUGAAACCUUCUAAUAUAUUGAUAAAUCAUAGAGGGGAAGUAAAGAUUACUGAUUUUGGUGUAAGUAUAAUCUUGGAGACUACAUCUGGUCAAGCAAAUACUUUCAUCGGUACAUACAACUAUAUGUCUCCAGAAAGAAUCAAACCAGGCGAACAAGGCUACAACUACAAAAGCGAUAUAUGGAGUUUAGGACUGAUGUUGCUCAAGUGUGCUACUGGGAGUUUUCCAUAUACUCCGCCCGAUAAUAGUGAAGGAUGGGGAACUUUGUUUGAGCUUAUUGAAGCCAUUGUUGAAAAACCUUCACCUAGUGCUCCAUCUGAUGUAUAUUCUCCUGAAUUUUGCUCAUUUAUCUCAGCAUGUUUACAGAAAAAUCCAAGGGACAGACCAUCGACGCGAAACCUAUUGAGGCAUCCUUUUGUGAACAUGUAUGAUGACUUGGAGGUGGAUCUUUCGGCUUAUUUCUCCAAUGCAGGGUCUCCACUUGCAACCAUAUAAAAUAUGUUGUGGAUGCAAUAAUGGUUGUGAUCAUUGAAGUUGCUGCGACGCACAUUCCAGCUGUUGCGGCAUGACUUAAAUUUAAAUUUUCACAAAAUAUAUAAAAUUUUGUAUAAACAUGAUUGAAAUUAUGCGAUGCGGCACUGUAUGUGAUUAAAGAUGAUGCCGUUGUGGAGGCUACAACAUCCGCAAUCAGCAAUAUUUGUUAGUUAAUGUGCUGAUUUGAUUUUAUGUUAGUAGAAUAUGAUAAAGUAGUGGAAAUUAUCUAAUGUAAGUGAAGAGUUACAUGAGUGAAUUGUCAUUGUUAUUAGUGGAAGCACUUAGUGCUUAGUGGAGUGUUUAAUCAUUGAUUAAGCACCUAGUAGUUGUGACUCUUUAAUAGUUGUAACCAUCACUACUCAUGCUAUAUAUAUUCAUGUGUAUGAGAUGCAUUUGAAAUAAGAAAAAUACAUGAAUAUUCAGCCCCAAAAA
This is a messenger RNA of Trifolium pratense (red clover), 1729 nucleotides long. RefSeq names its product mitogen-activated protein kinase kinase 1-like. Gene Ontology annotation, molecular function: ATP binding; protein serine/threonine kinase activity. Gene Ontology annotation, biological process: protein phosphorylation. NCBI's taxonomy places the organism in Eukaryota, Viridiplantae, Streptophyta, Magnoliopsida, Fabales, Fabaceae. Gene Ontology annotation, cellular component: cytoplasm. The transcript is spliced from 9 exons. The record is from RefSeq and is a predicted model, not a curated record. Bases 188 to 1258 code for a protein of 356 amino acids.